Molecule: messenger RNA, 678 nt
Organism: Patiria miniata (bat star)
Lineage: Eukaryota; Metazoa; Echinodermata; Asteroidea; Valvatida; Asterinidae
Product: 17-beta-hydroxysteroid dehydrogenase 14-like
Exons: 7
Coding region: 16-678 (220 amino acids)
Biological process (GO): steroid catabolic process
Cellular component (GO): cytosol
Molecular function (GO): estradiol 17-beta-dehydrogenase [NAD(P)+] activity
Source: RefSeq, a predicted model, not a curated record
GCUCUGUCCCUCAAGAUGGCCAGUACAUGUAAUCAUUUGAGAUACAAGGACAAGGUUGCCUUGGUUACUGGUGGAUCUAAAGGAAUUGGCGAAGGAAUUGUUCGGGAAUUUGUCAAGGCAGGAGCAAAAGUUGCAUUUUGUGCAAGAGGGGUGGAGGUUGGCAAAGCUCUGGAGGAUGAAGUCAACAAGGCUGGGCCAGGAGAAUGCUUCUUCAUUAAGUGCGAUGUCCAGAAUGAAGAGGAGAUUAAGAGAACAGUAGAGCAGACAGUGGACAAAUAUAAAAGACUAGAUUGUCUUGUCAACAAUGCUGGAUGGCACCCCCCUGAGGAGUCCAUUGAUGACAUCACAGUGGAGCAUUUCAAGUGGCUCAUCAACUUCAAUCUCGUCAGCUAUUUCUCCUUCAGCAAGUAUGCACUGCCCCAUCUCCGAAAGAACAAAGGCAACAUCAUCAACAUAUCCAGUCUGGUAGCCAAGAUUGGGCAAAAUAGUGCCGUGCCUUAUGUAACGACAAAGCUGAAUGGUCGGUUUGGCACACUGGAAGAAUCGGGCAAGCUGUGCCUUUUCAUUGCUGCCGACGCCACCUUCUGCACUGGCAACGACUUUUUGAUGUCGGGAGGGGCGGAGCUAAACUUCGCCUGCAAGACCCAGAUGAAGGAACGCAGCAAUAUUUACGAAUAA